Messenger RNA from Penicillium macrosclerotiorum, 7689 nucleotides. It is a transcript of the gene nrps7, whose product is annotated as putative nonribosomal peptide synthase. Gene Ontology annotation, biological process: secondary metabolite biosynthetic process; amino acid activation for nonribosomal peptide biosynthetic process. Gene Ontology annotation, cellular component: cytoplasm. The transcript is spliced from 2 exons. Gene Ontology annotation, molecular function: catalytic activity; phosphopantetheine binding. Lineage: Eukaryota; Fungi; Ascomycota; Eurotiomycetes; Eurotiales; Aspergillaceae. The coding region runs from base 1 to 7689 and encodes 2562 amino acids. The record is from RefSeq and is a predicted model, not a curated record.
AUGUUCACCAACGGACAGGAUUUUCUGCCUUUUGUGGAGGCGAAGACGCUCGUAUCAACAAAGUUAAACCGGUCAGAACCUAAUGGACUCAAUGUCCUCAAAACGCAAUCUCUAUCAAUCCAUGUCACACUCAGACAAGUGACAGACGCUCUGGAAGUGUCCAAUUUAUUGGAAAUUGAACGAGAGAUCGAGUGCACGCCAACACAGCAGGGUUUCCUCGAGCGCGAGAAGGACUCUUCCACCAAAAGCAUCAUCCGCUUGGACCUGACGUCCGGCAUCGUGAGAAGCUACGAGCAUCUCUCGGAGACGUGGCAUGCCCUUGCCCAGGAACACGAUAUCUUGCGAACCAUCUUCAUCAAGGAUGAGACUACUAAGCCCCCUCGAUUCCGACAACGAGUUCUUAAGAGGGCGAAUCAGGUGCGAAUAGGACUUCUCCACGAGAGUCAAUAUUCUGAUCCACUUCAUGAGCGGGCUUCCCUGGUGCUUGAAUGGGACAAUGGUGCCCCAACGGUAUAUAUCUGCCUUCGUCCUACUCUAGUGGAUCGAACUUCUCUGGUAUGUCUAUGGAAAGACUUCUUAACCAUGCUGGGUGGAGGCGCCUCCAUUUCUCGGCUACCCUUCUCAAGCUAUUCACAAAUACUCAACUCCCGGAAUCGAGAAGACUCUCGAAAAUUCUGGAUGCAGAAUUUGGAAAAUGCUGCACCAGUUUCUCUUCAUUGUGUUCCCCUAGAGCGACAGCACGUAUUUCGGACCACCGAGUCAAGUACAUCUACCCGCAUUCGUACCUCAGACUUGAAUAGUCUUUCAAGCAGACUUGCAUUACCCGAUUCCACAGCCGCGGUAUAUACGGCCUUUGGUAUUACUUUGGCCCAGCACUGCCAAGGGAGUGGUGAAACGAUUGUGUUUACCGUGGAAGGACGAGAUCGUACUGUGGAGGGCCAUGACUCAGUUGUGGGAAUUGCAGACCAGGAAUAUCCACUCAAGCUUGACCUAAAUACCGGCGGUUCAGUAUCUGAAGCGAUUCAGCAAACUAACUCGCUGAAUGUCGUAUCUUCAUCUCACGCAUUUCUUGGGCACAAGGAGAUCCAAUCAAUACACCCUUCCGCGCGCUGUGACUUUAAGGUCCGAAUAUCAGAACAAGGAGAGGCACCCGAGCUGAGAGACAGGGGCUUUCCCGUUACCGUCAAUGUUCAGAUGGGCCCCUCAGUGUUGAUUUCAGCGCAACAUGAUACUGCAAUUCCAGAGGACAAGAUGAGGGUAAUCCUUGAUCAUUUUAAAACAGCUCUUGCGAGUCUGGUGACCAAUUCCACAGCACCACUAGAUGAAGUUCAGCUUAUAUCUCCGGAAGAACAUGCAUUCAUUCUAGAGAUGGGGAAACCGCUCACCGAACCUGUUCAGGACAACGUCCACAAACUGUUCGAAUACCAAGUUGAGAAAACUCCGGAUGCACCGGCUGCGCAGUUCGAACAGGAUCCUCCAUUGACAUAUGACCACCUUAAUCGUGUAUCCAAUCAGGUUGCCAGACAGUUGUCCUCUAGCCGGGGGUCAUUCGUGCCCGUCUGUCUGCACCGGUCCAUCAACUUGGUAAUCUCCCUACUGGCGAUCUUGAAGACAGGAGCGGCGUACGUCACGCUUGACCCAGAGACACCCAAUGAGCGUAAUAGGUUCAUUGAGAAGGACGUCGGGGCGCAAUUUACAAUUGUGGAUCGGCUCUCAGCUGGCCGGUUUGCGAACGAAGUGAUUAUAGAGGAUCUCAUAGAAAACUCACAUCUUAUCGAAGACACAAAUCUGGCCCGUUUCUGCGAGCCAAGCGACGCAGUUUACGUGAUUUAUACAUCUGGCUCAACUGGAAACCCGAAGGGCGUUCUACAUAGGCACUCCUCGGCCACAUCCGGACUCUCAGCCUUCCCAACUCUCCCCAACCUCCGCCAGCUCCUCUUUCAUAAUCCUGUCUUCUCUGCAGCUCAGCGUUCGGUGUGGUCGACUUUAAAACAAGGUGGUUGUCUUUGCCUCGCUGGCAAAGAAAAUCUUACAGUGCACAUUGGUCGUACCAUCAACCAGAUGAAGAUCAAUGUCAUUGACGUGACUCCAUCCACUGCACUCCUAAUUACCCCCGGCACGGUUCCUUGCCUACGACGCAUGACUGUAGCAGGAGAACUGAUCAACCCAGCGCUGAUUCCCAUGUGGGUGAAUGAAGUCGAAUUGCUCAACGCAUAUGGCCUGAGCGAGAACACACAAGUAAAUUGGCGACGUGAGAUGGUCCUGGGUCAGAAUCCACAGAACAUUGGUCGGCCCAGUGAUACAACUACAGCAUUCGUUCUCAUCCCUGGGAGCACUAAGCUGUCCCCAUUGCUCACUCCGGGUGAGUUGUGUCUGGGUGGUAAUCAACUUGCUGUUCAUUAUAUCAACCGACCCGAGAAGACUGCCGAGGCAUUUAUCCAGAAUCCUUUUGGCCCUGGCCGCCUCUACCGCACGGGAGAUAUGGUAAUUGCGCAUGAGGAUGGCUCUAUCGAAAUGGUCGGUCGGAUCGACUUCCAAGUGAAGAUUAAUGGGCAGCGAGUCGAGCCGGGUGACUCCAACACCAUAAUCCAGACGCAUGCCGCAAUAUACACCUCUAGCGUUGUCUCUGCAAAAAUAGAGGAACAGAGAGUACUGGUGGCUGUGGUAGUCCCAAAAGAGGAGCCAAAUUGGCCUGUGCUGCGUUCGGAGCUCAAGGAACUCCUCAAGAAGCACAUACCCACCUAUAUGAUGCCGACCUACUGGCUGUGGGAGAAGGAGCUUCCGCUCAACAUCAACGGUAAAGUUGACAUUCCGAAGUUGGCUAAGUACGUCGAGAACCUCGGAAGAGACCAUAUGUUGCGAUUUUCCUCUGAUCACUAUCAUCAACCUCAAACCAAUGGCCACAGUAAUGGACAUACCCCUGGACAUGUCGAUGGAGACUUGGAGACGCCCAUAGCAGACAUACUGACAGAGAAUCAGGCUACUCUGCGUCAAAUCUGGGCCACGGUCUUGUCUCUUCCAGUAGAGCGCAUAUCUCCCCAUGAUAACUUCCAGUCUCUGGGAGGGACCUCUUUGAAUGCCAUUCAAGCAUCUUCUCAGGCCAAUCGGGGUGGACUUGAAGUAUCUGUCCCUGAUAUCCUUGGCCUUUCACUGAGUAAUAUCACUCCGCGUGAGAAACAUGUCAAAGCUGCAGAGAUCUCGGCCGGCAUCGCUCCUUUUUCUCUCCUACCUAAUAAUACCAAGUUCAGCCGAGAUAAUGUGGAGGACGCCUUCCCAACAACCUCCCUCCAAGAAGGCUUCCUAAUGGAUUCUCUAAUGGGCAACUCAACCUACGUUUACCGACGCUACUAUCGUAUCCAGGGAAGGCAACUGGGUGAUAUUCUUGCUGCAUUGGAGAAAUUGUCAUCACAUCAUCCGGUCCUCCGCACUACCUUUGUGGCCAACAAAACGUCAUACCUCCAAGUCAUCCGUAAAAAGGUGCAGCUGUCCUGGAAGAACCUUGAUAUGACUCCUCAAGAGUUCUCUAGCAGACCCAAACAUAUCGUAGAAUUUGGCGGGAACUUCAUUGAUUUUACAGCACUGCAGGGAGAUGUACUUGCCAUCACCGUGCAUCAUGCCCUGCUCGAUUAUUGGUCCAACAGCUUCUUUGUGGACGACCUGGUAGCCACCGUGUUGGGUCAACCACUGGUGAGCCGUCCAAGUUUUGCCAAGUUUAUUCAAUAUACCCGGGACCAGCAGAACGAUGGUGGGCUCGAGAAGUUCUGGCAAGAAAGCUUGCGCGAUGCCACUCCAUCUCUGCUCGGGGGCCGAGCACAAGAGAACAACGCCGUGCGUUUGCAGAUCAAUCACGAUCUUUCAUCCUUCGCGGCGAUGAACAAGGUCUCUGUCGGUUCAUUGAUCUACGCUGCAUGGGCGAUUGUCCUCUCUUUGCAUACUUUCCAGCAAGAUCUGGUUUUCGGUAUCACUCUAUCUGGUCGAGAUGUGCCCGUGGAGGGUAUCCUCGAGAUUUCAGGGCCAACAAUAACGACAGUGCCUUUCAGAGUACAGGUUGACCCCGAUAUAUCAGUAGUCGAGUUGGCGAAAAGAAUGCAAGAGGAUAUGUGGAAUAUCUCCUCGCGGGCACAUUAUGGCUUGAGAAAUAUCCUGCGCGCUUCAGGUCAGAAAACAACUCUCUAUGACACAGUUGUUAAUGUCUUGACCCGGGAAAAUGAAUCGAAGUUGACUCAAACAUACAACAUACUCAACCCUUCCCCACCGUACGAGCCCAACUAUCUUAAUCAGACUAUGCUUGAGGCCGAGUCUGUGUCUGGAAGUCUUGAGUUGCGCCUUUUAUCCUCCAUACCAUCUCAGAGAGCCUCAUUCAUCCUUGGAAACGUUGCUCAGAUCCUCAGCGCAGUGCUUGAAUCACCUCUAAAAACGAUCAGGGAGAUAAAUCCUACUUCAGAAGAAGAGGAAGCUUUCCUAGACUCGCUAUCACUUACAAGACCGGUUCAGUCGGAUCAGCUGGCACACUCACUACUCCAGCAAAUGGCUGUUCAAUACCCUGAUCGACUGGCUGUACAGGAUGCUUCUGGUAGGCGAUUAUCAUACGCACAAUUCCAGUUGGCAGUGAACAAUCUCGCGUCUUAUCUUCGGACUAGAGGGGUGAAAACAGAAGAUGUAAUUCCUCUCUGCCUCCAAAAGUCUGUCAACACCCUCAUCGCCGUGUUUGGUGUGCUCAAGGCGGGAGCAUCGUUUACACCGUUAGACCCAAAAAACCCUCCUGCCAGAAACGAAUUUAUAAUCCGCGACGUGGGUGCGCAUUUCGCAAUUACUGACUCUUAUAACAUAAGCAAAUUCGCUUCUUUCUCUGGCGAGAUCAUUAACAUGGAUCAGAUGGAUCUGAAUACUCGAGCCAAUACAGCUGAGAAUCUGGCCCUUGCCGGAUUUAGUGCCGAUAACCUUGCCUAUAUUAUAUACACCAGCGGAUCGACUGGUCUUCCGAAAGGUGUGCAGGUAUCCCACAGGGCUGUCUCUGCUUCAACGCAGGGAAUGAUUGAAGCCUGUAAGGUUGACAAGGAGUGGAAUGUGCUUUGGUUUCUCAAUUAUGUGUUUGAUGCGUCUUACUUUGACGUGUUCACCGUACUCGGAGUUGGAGGAUCUAUAUCCGUCGCCGACCAGGAUACAAUGAUCAACGACCUGGCUACGUGCGUUAAUAAAUUCAAUGUCACUCAGCUUAUGGUCACGCCUACCAUUUCCAAACUGAUUUCACCGGAAGACGUGCCCAGUCUGCGCACUCUUUUGGUCUGUGGCGAGCCAAUCACACCCGACGUGAUAUCAGUCUGGGCAACGAGGAUGGAUGUUUACAAUGGAUAUGGUUGGCUCUGCUCCCAAGCCUCUCUUAUGGAUUUGUAUACUGAAAGCAAUAUAGGACCCACAGAAGCAACCAUUCUCAUGACUGUAUCCAAGGUAAAACCAGAUGGGAGCCUCAAGAGUAUAGGCUAUCCCCUCAAAGCCGUCAAGGCUUCGAUCCUUCACCCAGACUCCCUAAGCCCUGUUCCCUGGGGCACUGUCGGAGAACUCUGCGUGAGCGGGGCCCAGGUGGCUCGAGGAUAUCUCAACCGCCCUGAUGUCACCGCUUCAGCUUUCAUCGGGGCCCCAGGCGAAUCUGUGCUGUAUCGUACCGGUGACUAUGCACGCUGGUUGCCGAAUGGAGAGAUUGAAUGCCUCGGGCGUAAGGAUAAUCAGAUCAAAUUGAAUGGUUUUCGGAUUGAGCUGGGAGAGAUUGAGAAUGUGAUCCGCAGCAAAGCUGAGGAUUUGAUCCAAGCGUGCGCCGUGGGUGUCGCACUAGUCCUUGGCAAGAAACAAAUCGUCGUCUAUUAUGUGCCCAUGGAGAGCCCAAUUCUCUCACAAGAAGGCGACGAAAUACUCUGCCAACAGGCCAUCAUAGAGCCUGCUCUGAUUUCCGAGCGGUUACAAACCCUUGCCUCUUAUAUGCUACCAAAACUCUUUUUGCCAUUCUGGUCGUUUCCACUCCUAGCGUCAGGCAAGGUCGAUCGAAAGAAGUUGGCGCAGUUUGCUGAGAAUCUCAAGCCUGGCAGCCUGGCACGUUAUGCUUCAACAGCCGUGUUACAGUCGGUUUAUUCCUCAACAGAGCUCUCAGUUGAGGAACAAGUCCUUCGAGAUGCGUGGGCCGAUUUGUUUAGCAUCGAUGCAGAGACUAUCCAGCUUUCCGAUCUGUUCUACAACUAUGGUGGUGAUUCCAUCGCAGCCAUCAACUUGGGCAACAUGCUCCGACAACUAAACUAUGCACUCUCUGUAAAUGACGUGCUCACAUACCCUUCUCUAAAGGCACAGGCCGAGCAUCUUAAACCAACAGUCACAUCCCAAGUGCGCUCACUUGAGUUUGUAGCGAGCGAGUCUGUUCAUCGCAGGCUACAGAAUGCAGGAGUCAAUCCAGAAUAUGUUGAGGAGAUCUAUCCAUGUUCUCCAGGGCAGGUAGAGUUCCUGACCCAGGGUCAUACAAAAGACCAAUUUUGGCAACUCAUGACCGUGAGACGUCUGCCUCGUGGGUUUGACCUGGAGAGGUGGAUUGACCUAACAACAAAGUUAACCAAGGAGAACCAAAUCCUUCGAGCUAUGUAUCUGCGGCAGGACGAGCAUGAUCCACUUAGCUGGGUUCAAGUGAUUCUCAAGGAUCCAAUCCUUGACCUGACGAUCAUUCAAUGCCAUACUGAAGCCGAAAAAAUCACCCGGAUCCAGGCUCACUGGGAUGAACUCUUCAAGCUCGGCAAACCCUUUGUCAGAUAUCUUAUCUUACAAUACGAUGAUGGUGCUUUGGAUCUCUGCAUCAAACUGGACCAUGCCAUGUACGAUGGGACUCUGCUGCGAAUUUUUGACGAUCAAUUCGCUGCUCUACGUGAGGGGCGAUCUCCCCCGCAAUCAACUCCGUUCAAAGAUUUUGUCGCAUAUUCUCAGCAUAAUGGCGGUGGACGCACUGCCUCCUUCUGGAAGCGGCUGCUCAAGGACAAUUAUUUCUCAUUUCCCACACAACUUUCCGCUCCCCGCGUGCGAGGCUCGAUCGUUUCCAAAUGCGAGGUGACUGUUGACCACUACGCCCAGAGUGCCGGUGUUACGCCUUCCAUUGUUUUUCAGACAGCUUAUACAAUUCUCCUGUCACAGCUCUCGAAGUCCCGAGAUGUGACCUACGACUAUCUGCUGACCGGUCGAAACGUCGACAUGGACGAUCCUCAGGCCAUCAAUGGGACCUGCGCUAAUUUCUUGCCAUUUCGCUCUUGGUUCGACUCCGACACGCAUAUUUACAGCCUCUUGAAAGAUACACAGUCUCUCUUCUGGGAAAUCACUGAGAACGGCAGCGUCAGUCUCGGUGAGAUUUACAGUUUCCUAGGAGUUGAUCGUGCUGCCAACGCAGCCAAAACUCUCUUCCUCUUCCAGCCAUUUGAGCCUGCGGUCGGUGAACAGGAUCAUAUGCGCUGGAUCGUGAUGGCCAUGAGCAAGGUGACCAUGUAUGUCAACUAUGCAAUCAUGUUUGAAGUUUUCAAGGAUGUGCAUGGCCAUCGUCUCAAGCUGCAGUACGACGAUAGGGCUUUCACUCAUGAUGAAGCACAAGCUGUUAUGACAUUAUAUCAACGCAUCGUGGAAUUAAUGGUAGAAAGGGGGGAUAUUGCUGUCGAUGGACUUCUCUAUUGA